UCUUUAAGCCGAAAGCACCAAAACAAAUCAAACAUCACAAUGUUCAAAUCCGCUGUUGUCAUCUUCGCCAUCGUUGCCUGUGUCGCCGCCAAGCCAGGACUUCUGGGUGCUCCUCUGGCCUACACUUCUCCAUUGGCCUACUCCUCUCCCCUGGCAUACACUGCUCCUCUGGCAUACUCUGCACCUGUGGUGGCUGCUCCUGCUCCAGUUGUGACCGCAACCAGCAGCCAGGUGAUCGCUAGGAACUACAAUGGAAUCGCUGCUCCAGUGAUUGCUCCAGUGGCUGCUCCUUUGGUUGCCAAGUACGCCGCUGCUCCUCUGGCGGCUCCUUUGGCCUUCUCGUCCCCUCUGGCGUACACCUCCCCCUUGGCUUACUCCGCUCCUUUGAGCUACGCCGCUGCUCCCGCACCUCUCCUCAUCUAA
Drosophila rhopaloa is the source of this 423-nucleotide messenger RNA. Its product is annotated as cuticle protein 38-like. Bases 40 to 423 code for a protein of 127 amino acids. Lineage: Eukaryota; Metazoa; Arthropoda; Insecta; Diptera; Drosophilidae. The transcript is spliced from 2 exons. The record is from RefSeq and is a predicted model, not a curated record.